Molecule: messenger RNA, 697 nt
Organism: Paramecium octaurelia
Lineage: Eukaryota; Ciliophora; Oligohymenophorea; Peniculida; Parameciidae
Source: the annotation of a GenBank genome assembly
GGAAUAUACAAGUUUCUGAUAAUUAAGAUUUAUAAUAUAUUCAAAAAUGGCAUACAAUCAACCUCCUCCUCCUGCCCAAGGAUAUGGAACAACACCACCACCACCUCCAGCUGGAUAAUUAGGUAAUCAAAUAAAAAAUAUAAUCAGGUUAAUAUCCUCAAGGUUAAUACCCUCCUCAAGGUUAAUAUCCCCCUCAAGGUUAAUACCCACCAUAAGGAUAAUACCCACCAUAAGGAUAAUACCCUCCUCAAGGACAAUAUCCUCCUCAAGGCUAAUACCCUCCUCCAGGACAAUAUCCUCCUCCGGGACAAUACCCCCCUGGACAAUAUCCUCCUACAGGUUAAUAUCCCCCUCAAGGUCAAUACCCACCACAAUCAUAUCCUUAAUAACCAGGAUAUUGCCCACCAGGAGGAUAUCCCUAAUAAGUCCCAGGUUAAUACCCACAAGGUCAGACCACUACUAUAAUUGAAAUUCAACAAUAACCUGCUUAAAAACCUCCUUAAUAAUCCCACGGCGGCGGAGCUGUUGUCGGAGCAGUAAUUGGAGGAGCUCUUCUUGGAGCAGCCUUGGCUGAUAAUCAUCAUCACCAUCAUCAUGGUCAUGGACCAAAUGUUGUUGUUAUUGAAAAAGGACGCAAGCAUCAUUGAUUUAUUGAUAUUUAUGUGCAAUUAUAAAAAGAAAAUUAGGUACACUUGGC